Molecule: messenger RNA, 813 nt
Organism: Guyanagaster necrorhizus
Lineage: Eukaryota; Fungi; Basidiomycota; Agaricomycetes; Agaricales; Physalacriaceae
Exons: 5
Coding region: 1-813 (270 amino acids)
Molecular function (GO): protein binding
Source: RefSeq, a predicted model, not a curated record
AUGGUAGUGGUGGUGGUGGUGGCCGCCGUUCUCGCACCCGCUCCAUCAGUCCCUCUACUCGCUCCAUCACCCCUCCUGCCUGCUCGGCGUCACCUCUUGCUGUACCGCCUGAGAUUUUACCAGCUCGUUCCCACAUCAUUAUCCAGCCUACAUGGAGUGACAGAAGCCGAUCUCGAUCUAGAACUAGACCCAGAACUAGAAGCAGCUCACGGUUGGCCUCAUGCUGCUGUUUCCCAUCCUCGAUAUUACUUCCAAGAUGGAAAUGUGACACUUGAGAUUGACCGGACCCGGUAUAAAAUCCAUCGUCACUUCUUGGUCACGAAUUCUCCUGUAUUUGCAAAGGAGUUACCGCCUUACAUUAUAUACACGACAUUGACCGGUAACGUUGACAAACAAGCUUUCGAGCUCGUACUGUCGCUUUUCUACCCAAAGGACUGCUUCAGUGGCCAUGACAUCAAGUCGGAGCCGGAUUGGCGCAAAGUCCUGGUGUUUGCUUGCCAAUACAAGAUGACUGUCAUUCGAGAUAUGGCUCUCACGAAAGUUCCAACGCUUGACCCUGUCGAGAAGGUCGAGUUGGCGACGAAGUAUGGACUGAAGGACUGGCUCGUGUCGGCAUAUGUCGACCUGUGCAUGAAGGAUUUGGGAGAUCGUAACGGAUGGUCAGCGGAGGAAGGGAAGAAGAUAGGCCUAGAAGGUGUCCUUGCACUUGCCGACGUCAGGCGAGAUAUCUUGGAACAUCUGGAGGAGCAUUUAGAUAGAGAUAAAGUUUUGAAGACCGUGGAGAAGAAAGUGGAAGCAUUGAAGCAGAUCUGA